This is a messenger RNA of Ylistrum balloti, 984 nucleotides long. RefSeq lists its product as uncharacterized. Bases 1 to 984 code for a protein of 327 amino acids. The transcript has 2 exons. NCBI's taxonomy places the organism in Eukaryota, Metazoa, Mollusca, Bivalvia, Pectinida, Pectinidae. The record is from RefSeq and is a predicted model, not a curated record.
AUGUCACUGAACCGUGGAACAAGGAACCGUGGAACAAGGAACCGUGGAACAAGGAACCCAGGAACAAGUAACCGUGGAACAAGAAACCCUGGAACAAGGAACCGUGGAACAAGGAACCGUGGAACAAGGAACCGUGGAACAAGUAACCGUGGAACAAGGAACCGUGGAACAAGAAACCCUGGAACAAGGAACCGUGGAACAAGUAACCGUGGAACAAGAAACCGUGGAACAAGAAACCCUGGAACAAGGAACCGUGGAACAAGGAACCGUGGAACAAGAAACCCUGGAACAAGGAACCGUGGAACAAGUAACCGUGGAACAAGUAACCGUGGAACAAGGAACCGUGGAACAAGAAACCCUAACCCUGGAACAAGGAACCGUGGAACAAGGAACCGUGGAACAAGGAACCGUGGAACAAGGAACCGUGGAACAAGUAACCCUGGAACAAGGAACCGUGGAACAAGGAACCGUGGAACAAGAGGAACCCUGGAACAAGGAACCGUGGAACAAGUAACCGUGGAACAAGGAACCGUGGAACAAGGAACCGUGGAACAAGUAAGUGGAACAAGGAACCGUGGAACAAGGAACCGUGGAACAAGAAACCCUGGAACAAGGAACCGUGGAACAAGGAACCGUGGAACAAGGAACCGUGGAACAAGUAACCGUGGAACAAGGAACCCUGGAACAAGGAACCGUGGAACAAGUAACCGUGGAACAAGGAACCGUGGAACAAGUAACCGUGGAACAAGGAACCCUGGAACAAGAAACCCUGGAACAAGUAACCGUGGAACAAGAAACCCUGGAACAAGGAACCCAGGAACAAGAAACCCUGGAACAUGGGACCCUGGAACAAUUAACUAUGGAACAAGGAACCCUGGAACAAGGAACCGUGGAACAAGGAACCCUGGAACAAGAAACCCUGGAACAUGGGACCCUGGAACAAUUAACCCGGGAACAAGGAACCCAAGAACAAGGAACCCAUGA